This is a messenger RNA of Gymnodraco acuticeps, 1238 nucleotides long. RefSeq names its product MAGE-like protein 2. Lineage: Eukaryota; Metazoa; Chordata; Actinopteri; Perciformes; Bathydraconidae. The coding region runs from base 1 to 1191 and encodes 396 amino acids. The transcript is spliced from 5 exons. The record is from RefSeq and is a predicted model, not a curated record.
AUGGAUAUCACCUUUGUCUACAUCCCUUUAGAUCUGUCUUCAGAUGCUAGGCCUGCUCCUGAAAGGCCUGCUCCUGAUGAAAUACCUGCUCCUGACAAAAGGCCUGCUCCUGAUGAAAGACCUGCUUCUGACAAAAGGCCUGCUCCUGAUGAAAGACCUGCUCCUGACGAAAGGCCUGCUCCUGAUGAAAUACCUGCUCCUGAUAAAAGGCCUGCUCCUGAUGAAAGACCUGCUCCUGACGAAAGGCCUGCUCCUGAUGAAAGGCCUGCUCCUGUAAGGCCUGCUCCUGUAAGGCCUGCUAGAUCCCAAGCUGGCACUCCUCACCUGGCAUCCCCCUCCAGCCGGUCAGAACACCUUGAGGCAACACAAGAUUUCACACACAACACCAUACUGCUGCUUUUGGACCUGACAAAAACACACCAACAGGUGUACUAUCACUCCAAACCCGGUUUUUACAAAAUUCUACAACGGCAGUUCAGCAAGGAGGGAUACAGUUUCUCCUCAGACAAAAUCCGGAAAAAACUCAACAACCUUUUGACCACCUACAAAAGGGCCAAGGACCGUUGUACCUCAACAGGAGAGGGGAACAUAACGUGGGAAUAUUAUGGGAUAAUGGACAACCUGUUUGGGAGGUGCGGUGUUGGGAGCGCACCUCCAGGCACUCUUGUUUCCACCCCUCUAUUACCCACUGCCUCACAACCAUCCACCACACUGCCGUGUGCCUCUGAGGCCCAGCCUGGUCCCUCCAUGACCCUGCCCACCACACUGCCGUGUGCCUCUGAGGGCCAGCCUGGUCCCUCCAUGACCCUGCCCACCACACUGCCGUGUGCCUCUGAGGGCCAGCCUGGUCCCUCCAUGACCCUGCCCACCACACUGCCGUGUGCCUCUGAGGCCCAGCCUGGUCCCUCCAUGACCCUGCCCACCACUCAGCCGAGAUCAAUCCGGUCUCGAGUCUCCCAUCCCUCCUUCUACGACCUGUAUGAGGCCCACUCGGAGAGGAGGACCAGUGCACUGGAGACACUGGUGCGGCCAGAACAGGAGCGCCGGAGAAGGCUGAAGGAGAGAAAUAGGAGGAGGUUUGAAGCUAAAAUGUUGACUGCGAUGGGAGAAGUUGUUUCCCAGUUAAAGUCCAUUGGGAGCCAACAAGAGCGCAUCAUUGAGCUUUUGCAGGACAAGCCCAAUAUGCCAUAAUUUCCCCCACACUGGGUAUUCCCUGAAUUAAUUUGUUUAUAAAGAAC